This is a messenger RNA of Poeciliopsis prolifica (blackstripe livebearer), 3873 nucleotides long. Its product is annotated as alpha-1,6-mannosylglycoprotein 6-beta-N-acetylglucosaminyltransferase A-like. The coding region runs from base 118 to 2382 and encodes 754 amino acids. NCBI's taxonomy places the organism in Eukaryota, Metazoa, Chordata, Actinopteri, Cyprinodontiformes, Poeciliidae. Gene Ontology annotation, biological process: protein N-linked glycosylation. The record is from RefSeq and is a predicted model, not a curated record. The transcript has 19 exons. Gene Ontology annotation, cellular component: Golgi apparatus. Gene Ontology annotation, molecular function: alpha-1,6-mannosylglycoprotein 6-beta-N-acetylglucosaminyltransferase activity.
GAGCGCUGCUCUGCGAUUUAAAGGAAACUAGAUCAUGAAGAAACUUGAAGACAGACACAAAGCUUCAUUUCUGUUGAGCUUGAAGGACCAAUUAAACUUCUGAAGCUCCUGUUAAUCAUGAGAAAGCUGAAACAAAUCCUGAAAAGACCUGUGUGUGUGCUGCUGGCCAUUUGUUUGCUGUGGUGUGUGGGCCUGCCUUAUUUCAUUCUGACUAAUGUUGACCAGAGGAGCAUUGGUGUGACUGCUGACAACAGGAAAGUGUGGCUGGAAACAAGCAAGGCCCAAGAUGUGAUGAAGAUUUUUGUACAGUUUGUGGAUGAUCUGCUGAACGUCGUCAAAACGGAUAAUAAUGUCUCACCAUCGCCACGUUUUAAAGGUUACAAGGAGGACAUAAAAGCUCUUCAGGACAAAAUGGAGGCAGAGAAAAUGAAAGGUCAGAUGAAGGAUGAGAUGAUAAAGGAACUGCGUGCUGAUAAAGUCCAACUGCGGCAAGAAGUGAUUCGCUUGGAGGAGCUUCUAAAGCUGCAGCUGCAGAAGGAAGAGAAAAAGGAGAAAGUGGAAUCUGUAGAUGAAAUCGCGGAAGAUAAAAAUUGCCCCCUGCCACGUUUGGAUGGAUUUCCAGAGUGUAAGGGGAAAAUCAAGUGGAUGAAGGACAUGUGGAUGACGGAUCCCUGCUACAGCAGUUAUGGUGUGAAUGGGUCGCUGUGCUCCUUCCUCAUCUAUCUCAGCGAGACAGAGUCCUGGUGUCCUGUUCUUCCGGGCCGAGUUGUCCCUUCAGUUAUUGAAGAAACAAAACAGCCGGUUUUAGAGAAUGCAGUAAUACGAGGACAUUUUGAGGCGAUGCACCAGUUUUUGCACAACAAGACAGAAUUUAGGUGGAUCCAACAGAGAAUUAAAAGUAUGGAGGAAAUUUGGUUGGAAGCGGGACGUUCUCUCUCGUCCAAAUACAACCUGGAAAACCGGAAAGCCAAACAGAUACUUGUGCAUCCUGGUGCGCUUACGAAAGAAGCGGGUCUCAAAAUAGCUGAGAAUGCUUUCAGCGGCGGCCCCCUGGGGGAGCUGGUUCAGUGGAGUGACCUUAUUUCCUCACUUCAUGUUUUGGGUCAUCAUCUUCACCUGUCGGCCUCCCUUCCGAGCCUCAACAAGUUUUUUGGGAUUCGGACUGGUGGGUGCCCCUCUCGACAUUCACUAGUGGAACCAAGUUUGAUUUAUACAGAUAUAAUUGGUCUUAGACAAAUCCAGAAAGUACUUAAAACAUCAUGGAUCAAAUACAAGUGUAUAAUUCGAGUGCUGGACUCUUUUGGCACUGAACCAGACUUCAAUCAUGCAGACUGGGCAAAGAAACACAACCUCACUAGUCCAUUCGGUGGACUCGGUCUGACCCCCCUGCAGUUCUACACCAUGUUUCCUCAUACACCAGACAACACAUUCCUCGGCUUCGUGGUGCAACAUCAGCAGAGUCUGGAGGAGAAUGAGAAGCUGAAGUCCACCCAGAGAAAAAACCAGGCACUCAUUUAUGGGAAGAGUGACACAUUUUGGAAGGGUAAAAAGUCUUAUCUGGACAUCAUCCACAAGUACUUGGAUAUCCAUGGGACAGUCGAUAGCGGUACUCUGAUUCCAACCUAUGUGACAAAUCAUGGUAUCAUUAAAGGAAGUGAUGUGCAGACCUUGUUGAGACAAAGCAAAGUUUUUGUUGGGUUGUCGUUCCCAUAUGAAGGCCCCGCUCCUCUGGAAGCCUUAGCCAAUGGUUGUGCUUUCCUGAACCCCAGAUUAAAACCUCCACACAGCAGCCUGAACACCGAGUUCUUCAAAGGAAAACCCACCAUCAGAGAGGUCACAUCCCAGCACCCAUAUGCUGAAGAAAUAGGGGAGCCUUAUGUGUGGAUGGUAGAUAUGGAUAACCAAACAGAUGUGGAGAGAGCCAUCACUGCUAUACUCAAUCGCACUAUAAAACCUUACCUUCCCUAUGAGUUUACAUGUGAAGGAAUGCUGCAGAGGGUUAAUGUCCUGAUUGAAAAACAGGAUUUAUGCUCACCUGCAAUGAGCUGGCCUCCUCUGAGUGCUCUUCAGGUAGUGAAAGCGGAGGCAGGAACUUCGUGUAAACAGGCCUGUCGGAGGGCGGGGCUUAUCUGUGAACCAGCAUUCUUUCCAUACCUCAACAAUGCCAACAAUCUCGCCAGCCACAAUAUAGCUUGUGAAAAGUCUGAGUUUUCAGAUGGCCACCUUGUGUUCCCAGCCUACGACAGCAGCAGGCAACGUUGCCUGUUCCAGUCGGAUUCUCUGCUCUACAGCUGUGUCAGAUCCGAGCAAUCACUAAACCGCAUCUGUCCCUGCAGAGACUACAUCAAGGACCAAGUAGCCUUAUGUAAGGCAUGUUUAUGACAGCUGAACAUUGAAGAAAAUGGCACAAAAUGUCAUCCAAUAUCAGCUCAGUAUUUCCUCCUGGAGUCUCCAAGUUCAAUUUAUUUAUCUUUUGUAGUUUGAAGCUCUACCAACAAGCCUGUCAUAUUAUCAUAUAUUAUGUGCAACUCCACUUUGUCUUGGUCAUUUGGAAAAAGUCCAUCUUCAUUUAUAAAUGAAAUUUCGAGCUCUUAAAUUUGCCAGCACAUCUGCUAAUGAUUUUUCAGAUUGCAACACUUUUGAUGUACAUUUCAAACUGACUUUGCCUCUUUCACUUUUGCUUAAAAUCAUCUUCAAAUUACAAUCAACAGUAACUGACUGCAUCUAAAAUUCCUGUAAUGCUGAGGAUUUAAGUUUUUGUUCAGCUAAUACAUGCCUGGAUGUUUGAGUUUACAAAAAAAUGAACACAUUGUACACAAUUCUGCUCUUCAAAUGUUGAACCUUUUAAAUCAAGUUCAUUUGCCAACUUUUUGAAGCUCUAUUCCAAUUAAACCAAUUGAGGUUACAGUUUCUGCUGCAAAGAUAAUAUUGAUGGAAGUUCCUCUCUAACAUUCCCACUGCUCUUGUCAGGACAGAGCAGAGUGAUUUCAGACUCGAAAUGAUGAUGCAAAAGUGUGAAAUAUUGCCUUAGAUGGUUAGAAAGCUGACUGACAGUAAAUACUGCAGGAGUCCGAAUCAGCCUCUUUAACUUCAUGAAAUGGAUAGAAAUGCAAAUGGUCACAUUUGUGUCUGUAGCCCAACUUUCCUUUAUAAUUGUGCCACAAUAUGUGAUUAUAAAAAAGUAAGUUUACUGAAUUAUAUGAGCUUCUUUUAUUGUGGAAUUAAUUUAUUUUUAUCAUAAGUUUUAUUUACUGAAAUAAGGUUUUUACAUCAGUAAAAACACAAAAAAUUUAGAAAUUUGCAAGUUAUUAAACAGAAUUAGUGUCGUUUGUAACACAAUUUAAGGUUUUAUUUAUAUUCAGAUAUGGAGUGCAAUAGGUUUGGGUGAUUGUAUUUUUCCUUAUAAAUCCAAAAAGACCAAGUUAAUAUUUCAAAGAUCUCCUGGCUUUGGCUUAAUAAACAUAAUAUACAUAUAAGAAAAUGAAUAGCUUAAUAAUCUUACUGUGAUAAUGCACAAACUUUGGCCUCAAUUUGGUUUAAAAUGUUUAUGAAAUGUAAAUAAUAUAGAAACAUUUCUGUUAAUACAUUUCCAAUUAUUUUAUUUUUAUUGACAAUUGUACCCAGUAUAACUUUUGAUCAUAGCUGCACACCUUAAAUAAUUCCAAUAAUUUGAUAUUCCUUUAUCAACAGGCACACGUUUUUAAAUCCUCUUUAGUUUUUAUUAUAUUUUUGACACAGAAACUAAUUAUGGCAGCAAGUGUCCCAUGGAGUAAAAUGAGAUCUUAUUAGCACUUUUAGUGAAACAGAUGUGAUUUGGAGCUGAUAGGGACGACAGUGUUCCUAAAGGGAUUAUAUGUUUUUUAUUAUUGUCAA